AUGACAACAGCUUUUGACCAAUACAAUGUGGGCUGCGCCUAUAGGAAGUUAGAUAAAGCUCAUAUUAACGAAUGUUCAACUUCUCCGUGUAAAAAUAGCGCAACGUGCAACAAUCUUCUGAACGCGUACUCGUGUACAUGCUCACCGGGCUGGCAGGGAACGAACUGUGACCAGGAAAUCAACGAAUGCGUAGCUGUCCCGUGUAAAAACGGCGCAACUUGCAACGACCUUCUUAACGCGUAUUCGUGUACAUGCGCACCGGGCUGGCAAGGAACGAUUUGUGACCAGGAUAUCAACGAGUGCGCACCUGCCCCAUGUAAAAACAACGCCACGUGCAACGACCUUCUGAACGCGUACUCGUGUACAUGCGCACCGGGCUGGCAGGGAACCAACUGUGAACAAGAUAUUAACGAAUGCUCAACUUCUCCGUGUAAAAAUAGCGCAACGUGCAACAACCUUCUGAACGCGUACUCGUGUACAUGCGUACCGGGCUGGCAGGGAACGAACUGUGACCAGGAAAUCAACGAAUGCGUACGUGUCCCGUGUAAAAACGGCGCAACAUGCAACGACCUUCUGAACGCGUACUCUUGUACAUGCGAACCGGGCUGGCAGGGAACCAACUGUGACCAGGAUGUCAACGAAUGCGCACCUGCCCCUUGUGAGAACGGAGCCACGUGUUACAAUCUCCUCAACGCGUAUUCCUGCACGUGCGCACCAGGCUGGCAGGGAACGAACUGUGACCAGGAUAUCAACGAAUGCGCGACCGUCGCAUGUAAAAACAACGCCACGUGCAACAACCUUCUGAACGCGUACUCGUGCACUUGCGCACCGGGCUGGCAGGGAACGAACUGUGACCAGGAUGUAAACGAAUGCGCACCUGUCCCUUGUGAGAACGGAGCCACGUGUUAUAAUCUCCUCAACGCGUAUUCCUGCACGUGCGCACCGGGAUGGCAGGGAACGAACUGUGACCAGGAUAUCAACGAAUGCGCACCCGUCCCAUGUAGAAAUAACGCCACGUGCAACAACCUUCUGAACGCGUACUCGUGUACAUGCGCACCGGGCUGGCAGGGAACGAACUGUGACCAGGAUGUCAACGAAUGCACACAUGCCCCUUGUGAGAACGGAGCCACGUGUAACAAUCUCAUAAACGCGUAUUCCUGCACGUGCGUACCGGGCUGGCAGGGAACGAACUGUGACCAGGAUAUCAACGAAUGCGCGACCGUCCCAUGUAUAAACAACGCCACGUGCAACAACCUUCUGAACGCGUACUCGUGCACGUGCGCACCAGGCUGGCAGGGAACGAACUGUGACCAGGAUAUCAACGAGUGCACACAUGCCCCUUGUCAGAACGGAGCCACGUGCAACAAUCUUCUGAACGCGUACUCGUGCACUUGCGCACCGGGCUGGCAGGGAACGAACUGUGAACUGGAUAUCAACGAGUGCGCACCUGUCCCUUGUAAGAACGGAGCCACGUGUAACGAUCUUCUCAACUCGUAUUCCUGCACGUGCGUAACUGGAUGGCAGGGAACAAACUGUGACAACGAUAUCAACGAAUGCGCACCUGCCCUUUGUAAGAACGGAGCCACGUGUUAUAAUCUCUUCAACGCGUAUUCCUGCACGUGCGUACUGGGCUGGCAGGGAACGAACUGUGACCAGGAAAUCGACGAAUGCCAGCAGGGUCCCUGUAAGAACGGCGCCAAGUGCAGCGACCAUCUGAACGCGUACACGUGCACUUGCCAAUCAGGCUGGCAGGGGAAAAAUUGUGACCAGGUUUCGCACUUGACUGUUGUUGGUGACGUGUUCCUUUUCAUAAACAAAGAACAGUAUGGUAUAAUAGGAUUUCUCUUCUAA
This is a messenger RNA of Dreissena polymorpha, 1851 nucleotides long. Its product is annotated as fibropellin-1-like. Bases 1 to 1851 code for a protein of 616 amino acids. NCBI's taxonomy places the organism in Eukaryota, Metazoa, Mollusca, Bivalvia, Myida, Dreissenidae. Gene Ontology annotation, molecular function: calcium ion binding. The transcript is spliced from 17 exons. The record is from RefSeq and is a predicted model, not a curated record.